Molecule: messenger RNA, 660 nt
Organism: Gekko japonicus
Lineage: Eukaryota; Metazoa; Chordata; Lepidosauria; Squamata; Gekkonidae
Product: grifin-like
Exons: 5
Coding region: 1-660 (219 amino acids)
Molecular function (GO): carbohydrate binding
Source: RefSeq, a predicted model, not a curated record
AUGGCGGCAAUGGCGGUGGAGCGGCGGCGAGACGAUCCCUGGUGGCCAGUGGAGAGCAACAUUGUGCGGCGAGACCCAGCGGAGGUGGAGUCGCGGAGGAGCGCGGUGACGUGGCGGCGCAGGCACGGCGGAGCCGAAUGCGGACAUAGGCCAGCGCCUCACGGGGACUUCCAGCGGGACGCCUUCCAGCGGGACGCCUUCAACAAUCCCCCAGCUCCACGUUCGGUAGACAAUCAGAAUCCUCACCGCCUGUUUGAAGCCUCAUUCCCAGAGGGGCUGUGUCCUGGCUGGAAUGUGAGAGUCAAAGGUGAAACGGGCUCCAGGACAAAUGAGUUCCAGAUCAAUUUCCUCUGUGGCGCAGGAGAGCAGAUUGCGUUCCACUUUAACCCUCGCUUCCAAGACUCCGUCAUCGUCUGCAACUCUUUUCUCGACAACCAAUGGGGGCAGGAAGUGUUGACCGACACCUUCCCACUAGAAGCCAAGCAGCCUUUCCAGAUCGAAAUCUCCUCCGACCAAGACUACUUCCACGCUUUCGUGGACGACAGCAAGGUCCUCCAGUACGAGCACCGACAGAAGCAGCUCUCGGCCAUCUCCAGAGUGCAGAUCCUGAACGACAUCCACAUUUCCUCGGUGGAGUUCACCAGACGAGGUCUCUACUAG